AUAGAAGAAAUAUAUAAGGCAGAUAAGGUAAUAUAUUUUACCAAAAGACUAAAGAGAGUCACAAAAGCAAAAAUCAACUACUGGGCUCCCAAAAUAUUGGAUGAUGCUGUAAAACUUGCAGCUAGUUAUGAUUUAGCAAUAUAUGGAGUUGUCAAACCUGUUUGCAAUAAGUUUGAGAGUAGUGGUUGGAUGAACCAAAGAAGAAGUAAAAUAACAAGGCAGUCUCUAAAACCAUCUGUAGAACAAAGCCCUAUAUCAAUAAAAUUGAACAGGGCUAAAACUAGGAAUAAUUUCAAGAAAACGUCUCUAAAAAGAAAUAAGAAAAAGAUAUUAACAAAUGAAUAG
Messenger RNA from Dentiscutata heterogama, 345 nucleotides. NCBI's taxonomy places the organism in Eukaryota, Fungi, Glomeromycota, Glomeromycetes, Diversisporales, Gigasporaceae. The record is from the annotation of a GenBank genome assembly.